This is a messenger RNA of Sesamum indicum (sesame), 3104 nucleotides long. RefSeq names its product serine/threonine-protein kinase WNK8. Gene Ontology annotation, biological process: protein phosphorylation. Gene Ontology annotation, molecular function: ATP binding; protein serine/threonine kinase activity. NCBI's taxonomy places the organism in Eukaryota, Viridiplantae, Streptophyta, Magnoliopsida, Lamiales, Pedaliaceae. The record is from RefSeq and is a predicted model, not a curated record.
UUUUUUCCUUUUUUCCCCAAUUAUUUGAUUUGAUUUAAUUUUUCCUUCCCAACACAAACCCUUUUCACUUUAUUCCCUUUGCACUUCCGUUCUCCCAUUAAUUUCAUUUCACCAACUCCCCACCCCACCUUCAAAUUCUAACCAAAAAUCCGUUCCUUCCAAGUUUUUGUUUCAGAUCCCUUUGCUCGAGACCAAACUGUUUGAUUUCGAUUAUGGCAAAAUUCAGGAAUUACUGUUGAUUUUUUUAUGAAUAAAUUGAGUGAGCUAAUGUAUCGUUAUCACAGCUUAAUCAUAUUCUUAGCGUCAGAGGAUUAGGUAUUAUGGAAAUUUGUCUUAUGUUGAUGACGCGAAAAUACUCUUCUUCAUCGUGUCACCCUGGAUCCUUUUCUGGAUUACCUUCUCAAUCAUCCUUCUCUUUGAAUUAUUCGAUUGUGGAUGUUCAUACUGCCAAUGCCGAUCGCAAAUGUCGAUCCCGAAUCUGCCCCCCGCGAUCGCCGUCCUUCGUUUCCUAUUGCAUUGCUUCAGCGUUCUCUUUCGGCGAAAAAACACAAACCCCUUUCCCUCACAAUGCUUUUCUCUGAUUCCUAGGUUUCCUCGUUGGUUUCAACGUCACUUUUUCUUCUGCUAACUUUGGUAGGUUGUCGUUUACGACCAGAAUGAAUUCUGGUGCGGGCUCUGGAUUGCGUCAUUCUGUUAUAGGAGAUGGAAGUGGGAGUGGGAAUAGGAAUAUGAAUUCGAUAGGUUCUUCAGGGAGUCAAGGUAUUUAUAAUGCCGCUCCUGAUCACGAGGUUGAUUAUGUGGAGAAAUGUCCCAGAGGUCAAUAUGUCCGGUACAAUGAAGUCUUGGGCAAGGGCGCAUUCAAGACUGUCUACAAGGCAUUUGAUCAAGUUGAUGGGAUAGAAGUUGCAUGGAAUCGGGUGAAGAUAGAUGAGGUGUUGCAGUCACCUCAAGAUUUGGAAAAAUUGUACUCUGAGGUUCAUCUUGUAAAACAACUGAAGCAUGAAAAUAUCAUCAAAUUCUAUGAUUCAUGGAUUGAUGAAAAGAAGAAAACUAUUAACAUGAUCACAGAGCUUUUCACAUCUGGGAGCCUGAGGCAAUAUCGGAAAAAGCACAAAACUGUUGAUAUGAAGGCUAUAAAGAAUUGGGCACGGCAGAUUCUCCGAGGUCUAGACUAUCUUCAUAGUCAAAUCCCACCUGUCAUUCAUAGGGAUCUCAAAUGUGAUAAUAUUCUUGUUAACGGAAAUCAAGGAGAAGUAAAAAUUGGGGACCUCGGAUUGGCAACCAUCCUGCAGCGGCCUACAGCAAAGAGUGUCAUUGGAACCCCAGAAUUUAUGGCUCCAGAGCUUUAUGAGGAGGAAUAUAAUGAACUGGUUGACAUAUAUUCCUUUGGAAUGUGCUUGUUGGAAAUGGUGACUUUGGAUUAUCCUUAUUCUGAAUGCAAAAAUCCAGCUCAAAUUUUUAGGAAAGUUACUAAGGGUUUGAAACCUGCUGCACUUGGCAAGGUGUCUUCUCCUGAAGUCAAAGAAUUCAUUGAGAAAUGCUUGGCUCCAGCCUCUCAAAGGUUGUCUGCUAAGGAGCUUCUUAGAGACCCCUUUCUUCAAUCUGAGCAUUCAAAGUUACCUGUUGUUGAUUUGUUACAAAUACCUAAUGAAGCACCUAGAUUCUUAAGUACAUUCAUUUGUGGGCCUCAUUCUAUGGACAUAGACCAUGAAUAUAACCAGUCUCAGUGUCCAGACUCCAAUUCUGGGAGUUCUUGUUCGUCAGUACUGGAAAUUCAAAGAGUACAUCUGAACAAUGAAUUUAGAUUGAAGGGGAAGAAAAAUGAUGACAGCUCAAUCUCAUUAACCUUGCGCAUCGCGGAUCAGGGUGGUCGUGUUAGGAACAUACACUUUCUAUUUUACCUUGAUUCAGACACCGCGCUUGCUGUUGCAGCUGAGAUGGUUGAGCAGCUGGAUUUAGCUGAACAUGAUGUAGCUUUCAUUGCCGACUUUAUCGAUUUCUUAAUUAUGAGAAUUUUGCCAAACUGGAAGCCUUCAUCUUGUUGCCUCUCCAGCGCAGAGAGAAGAGCAAGUGGCCUAACCUUGAUGCCAGAUCAAUGGGAGACACCCGUGGCAGGUAGUCCAGCUGAGUUAGUGGUCAAGCAAGAUGAUGCAUGCGAGUUUCAUAUGGAUCCUCGAAUUUUUGUACCAGCUGUUAAUGGCCAUAAUUUGUAUGGGAAUUCCAGUAUUGCUUCUCCUCACGUUUCAUUUGCUUUGUCUCCAUGUUUCACAAUAAAUACAGGCAACAAGUUGUCACAUGGAUCAGCAACUUCUGAGGUCUUGGGUGAAGAUUCUUUAAGAAGAAGUGUGAUGUCUAAGGGUUCCAGUGCUGAAGCCUCUGAGAGGGACUUUAGGGAUCUAUAUUGUGCUGAAUGCAGAUUGCGUGCAGUUGAAAGUGGCAAUUUAGAAUAUCCUGCACAUAGGGAUCAGUUGGCAGAGAACUCUGACUUGGUUUUCUCUGAUCAGGAUACGUUUUCCAAAGGGAGCCCUUGUUCAACUUUGACUUUGCAAAGGAGAGAUCCUGAGGCUGAGCUGAAGCUUGAGCUUGAUGCAAUUGAAGCACAAUAUCAGCAAUGGUUUCAAGAACUUUUGAGGAUGAAGCAGGAUGCAAUGGAGGAAACCAAGAAAAGGUGGAUGGCGAAAGAUAAAGUGGUUGUUCAUUAACCGGUGGGUUAUUUGCUUCUUAUCUUCUUCCUGCCCAUGUCCAAGUUUUUCGUUUUGUGGUUGAGGAUGAUCUCAGGACGGUUUUUCCUUGUUUAGGACUUUUAUUCUAUUUGUUUUGUUGUGAUGGAUCUUUGGAACCUUCCUUAUUGGAUGUGGCUUCCUUUGUAGAACUAAUCAUCUUUUUGGAGCCAGGGCAAUGGAUCUUGUAUGAGAAUGUACAUAAUAGUUGAUUUCUGAAUAUAUUUCUAUUUCACCUGGUAGACAAACAACAAAUUGUAUUUCUUGUGCAUGAUCUUGGUACAUGUAUGUCAUACUAGCCUCGCGUGUUUACAUUUUGAAAAUGUAAGAACCCCUGUAUCAUCUUCAGCCUGCAUGCGAAUCACCUGCAGGCUCAAGUCUAAG